Didymosphaeria variabile is the source of this 1575-nucleotide messenger RNA. RefSeq lists its product as uncharacterized. The record is from RefSeq and is a predicted model, not a curated record. NCBI's taxonomy places the organism in Eukaryota, Fungi, Ascomycota, Dothideomycetes, Pleosporales, Didymosphaeriaceae. Bases 1 to 1575 code for a protein of 524 amino acids. The transcript is spliced from 4 exons.
AUGCUCGUCCACACCAAAAUGGAGCCAUCACCCAUCGUCGAACAGCUGGAACGUCUGGGAGACAGGAGCGCCCCCGAUCGCUCAACGAGGGUGAUGCGAGGCGUCUGCGAAGCCUGGGACCGCAUCCAACACACGGCAGACGAAGCACUCGCACACACGCUGAUCCGAUUGCUGCAGGACCUCGAUGACCUGAGCCUCGCACGCAUGGUCCUACCUGCCUUGCGCUAUGGCGCCGACCUCCCAGAGAAUGCAUGUGGCCUGCAGCGCCGCGUCGUGGAGAUGACGGCCGAUUCGCGAGCGAUCCUGGACCGCAACACGCGGUGCACGCAGCGCGCCUUUGACCACCCUUACUACCUGCAAGAGAAGGAGGUGCUGCAAGAGGCAGAGAUGCAUAGGCUGGGCCUCAUACUCUACGGCACCGAGACCCUGACGGACCGCGAAUCGCACCACCUCCGGCAAGGAGCCCCGGACCUGCGCCGCCUGGGCUCGGCAGCACCCCCCGGUGGCGAGGCGCCGGAGAAGCGUGCACUCUGCGAGGCAGACGCCCACGUCCUCCGCCUGCUCCUCUUCAGCGGCAGGACCUUGACCCAGCCCGAGCGAGGGGCGGUCAUGGCAUGGCUCGAGCGGUGCCCCAUGCAGGGCGCGCAAGCUGGAGGUCGCCUCCUCGGUAUGAACAUGAGCCUUGCACGCGACGCUACAGCUCGCAUGGCUUCCGUCCUGGCCGUGCUCGUCCCCACGACGGAAGACUCGCGCUGGGCCGUGGCGAUGCCCAGCAAUCGUAUGCACAGCUGCAAGAUUUCCGCCCUAUCAUCACCCACGGGAGAGCUGUUGAGCAGACAUUACUCGCCUGAUGACUCCGUCGUCAUCUUUGAUCUUGACCGUCUGAGGGGAGAGUCGGGGCUGUCGUUUGGCACCAGCAGGGCCAACCACGUCAGGAUCACGGGUCAAGGUGUCACGGCCUCGCAACUCCUGCUAUCCGUCGACCCCGCCACGAGGUCCCUGAGGGUGCACAAUACCAGUACCGAUAGGCUGGACGUGGACACGGGCAGACUUGUCGAGAAGAGCGUCCUGCGGGUGUAUCGAGAUGGCCAUCAACGCAAGGUCGCACCGGGAGGCACGCUGGUUCUGGAGGACCGCUGCGACCUGGUGGCCGGACGCGACCACAUCCACAUGUUUCGCAUCUUCAUGCGCCCCGGUGUGCACGAUGCCCUGUUCGACAGCAGGUUGGAUCAUUUCAUCCGCAGUGCUCCCGGUAACGCCAUUAACCUUUCCAGCUUGGGCGCGGUCCCCACCGCUACCCACGCUUCGGUUGCUGCGGACGGGGAUGAGAGCCAGGCGACCGAAUACAGCGACGUGGACGAUCCAACCCUUGGCGGGUUCAUCGUUGACGAUGAAGACAUAGAGACCGACGAGGAAGAGAAGCUGGAGACGGAUGAGGAGGAGAUGGAGGUAAAAGAGGAUACGGAAGAGGACGAGUACGAGUUACAAGAGGAUACGGACGAGGACGAAUACGAGUUACAAAGAGGAUACGGACGAGUCGAGUACGAGGUAGAAGAAGAUACGGACGAGGACUAG